CGAAUGCGCCUUCGUGGCGUCUGUCGAUGGGAUUCAAGUUCCCACGGGAGUGCAUGCACUGAGGCGCUUGGAAAGAACACUACCAACACCGUGGUUGCGUGCAGCGCACCUCCUGUGCCGGCAACUCACAAGGGGCCCUGCUGUCCUCACCCAUUCAAGUACUGUGGUUGGAAUUGAGCACUCACAUAUUCAUAUGUCCACAGCGACCAAGUAUGUGUUGAUAACCGGAUGCAGCAAAGGUGGUAUCGGGCAUGCAUUGGCACGAGAAUUUCUGUCCAGAGGUUACACAGUAUUUGCGACAGCACGCCAGCUGGAAUCCAUUGAUGACCUCGGGGAGCUUGGAGCUAUCACACGACGGCUGGAUGUGACAGAUCACCAGGCAGUUUGCAAGUUGAGGGACGAAGUCGCGAGCAUUACCGGCGGCAAGCUCGAAGUCUUGGUCAAUAAUGCGCGCGUCGUCUCACUUUAUGCAUUCCGCCCUCUUGUUCCUGCAAUUGACAUGCCGAUGGCAGAUGCCCGCGCACUGUUCGAAGUGAAUUUCUUUGCGCCGAUGUCCAUGGUGCAGGAGUUUGUGCAGAUGCUCAUCGGAUCAGGUGACGGACGCAUCCUCAUGAUAAGCAGUGUGGGCAGCGUGAUGCCUUUACCCUUUUGCUCCGUGUAUAACGCGAGCAAAGCUGCGUUGACCCAAUUCAGCAAUUCGCUCCGUCUUGAACUGGCACCAUUCAAUGUCAAGGUUGUCACCGUUUUAUCAGGAAGCGUGAAGACGAACAUUGUAAAGCCUCAUACGCUUCCGGAGCAUUCUAUAUACCAAUCUAUGGAAAAUAUCUACCAGCAAAGACGCGUGAAGCCUAUUAUGGAGGGCGCCAUGCCCGCAGACCAGUAUGCGCGUACAGUGGUAUCCGAGACCCUCAAAUCAAACCCUCCCAAGAUUGUGUGGGCAGGCACUCAUACGUGGUUCUGUUGGAUUGUCGACAAGUUCCUGGGCCAACGAGGCUUCGAUUUCAUCUUCACGAGGAUGUUUGGGUUAGCCGACUUUGCUGCGAUGGUCAAGAGUGGCCGGGCAAAGGCUCCUUAGACAGCGCUGCUUUCGAAUUGCUUUCGUUACCAUCGCCUGCGGUAUCUAUUCCCGAGACAAAGCCGUUUUGACUGCUCGAUGAGCGCACUUACAUUUUCAAUAUAUUGAUAAAACUGAGACACAAUCACUGUCCAUCUGAACAUGCAAAUAUCGAUCUGAAUGAACUUAAAUAUGCGC
Laetiporus sulphureus 93-53 is the source of this 1252-nucleotide messenger RNA. RefSeq names its product NAD-P-binding protein. The record is from RefSeq and is a predicted model, not a curated record. The transcript is spliced from 8 exons. Lineage: Eukaryota; Fungi; Basidiomycota; Agaricomycetes; Polyporales; Laetiporaceae. Gene Ontology annotation, cellular component: lipid droplet; endoplasmic reticulum. Gene Ontology annotation, molecular function: triacylglycerol lipase activity; acylglycerone-phosphate reductase (NADP+) activity. Bases 194 to 1075 code for a protein of 293 amino acids. Gene Ontology annotation, biological process: phosphatidic acid biosynthetic process; triglyceride catabolic process.